Molecule: messenger RNA, 435 nt
Organism: Cryptomeria japonica (Japanese cedar)
Lineage: Eukaryota; Viridiplantae; Streptophyta; Pinopsida; Cupressales; Cupressaceae
Exons: 1
Coding region: 1-435 (144 amino acids)
Molecular function (GO): nucleic acid binding
Source: RefSeq, a predicted model, not a curated record
AUGAAGAAGAAGUUCAACCAGAGGUUAACAAUAUCGGCAUCCCAAUUGAGCAGUAUGGAAAAGGAUAUGAUGCCAAAAAUGGGGUAUAAGGGCAAUGGCCCUAUAGGCAAAAUAAAAGAAGGUAUCCUCGAGCCCAUUCAACCUCCUUCUCAACAUGCCAAAGACAAAUCAGGAUUAGGUUAUGGGCAGAAUGAUCUAGAGCAAAAACAAGAAGAAGUAGCACGCAGACGACAAGAAGAGGAAAAUGAGCAAAGACAAGAAGAGCUUUCCAUCAAGAGGGAAGAAGAAGUCGCUAGCAAACAACAACAAGAAGCAACUUGCAGACAACAAAAAGAAGAAGCAACUCACAAGCAACAAGAAGACACAAAGGUAAAUGAGAAAAAAAAUGAAGGAGCUUUCUAUAGAGAAGGAAGAAGCUACUCACAAUCUCUAUGA